AUGUUUGUUGCCAACAUGCGCCUUCGCCAAUGUGUGGAGGAUUCCUUUGCAGCGACAAGCUUGCCAAAGGCUAAUGCGCAACGAUGCGGCACUGCUUUCCAGGAGCAGGAUUCACGGUUCAGCGAUUUCUUCAGCAACACAGCCGCGCCAAAAAAAAUCACAAGAGCAGACGCGGCCCAUUUCCUGUCACCACGUGCUUCAACAAGUGGGCGGGCGGCUGCCUUCAAUUACACAGUGGAAGAGGCGGCUCAUGCAGCUCACCACUCCAAUGAAGAGCAGAGAGUGCUGAAGAAAGCGUUGGCCAAGGAUCACUCCCUCACAGCAGAGGAGGCAAAAUUCUUCUCCUUCAUCUCGGGGCCUCUAACCUUCUUGACCAGCAUGUUCGCAAUUACCGCAGCCUACCUCGAGGUGCAGAACGGAUGGAUGCUCUCGCAGUAA
Molecule: messenger RNA, 438 nt
Organism: Durusdinium trenchii
Lineage: Eukaryota; Dinophyceae; Suessiales; Symbiodiniaceae
Source: the annotation of a GenBank genome assembly